This is a messenger RNA of Diceros bicornis minor, 1026 nucleotides long. Its product is annotated as vomeronasal type-1 receptor 4-like. NCBI's taxonomy places the organism in Eukaryota, Metazoa, Chordata, Mammalia, Perissodactyla, Rhinocerotidae. The record is from RefSeq and is a predicted model, not a curated record. The transcript has a single exon. Gene Ontology annotation, molecular function: pheromone receptor activity. The coding region runs from base 1 to 1026 and encodes 341 amino acids. Gene Ontology annotation, cellular component: membrane. Gene Ontology annotation, biological process: G protein-coupled receptor signaling pathway.
AUGACACAUAUGGUCCUCGCCUCAUAUUUCCAUGCAGAGUCCUCUAUCUCAGAAGACAAAUAUCAGUCAAUGAGAACUGACAGGAUGGCCACUGGGAAUUUGACAGUAGGAAUGAUCAUCUUAUUACAGACUAUACUUGGAAUCCUGGGGAAUUUGUCUCUUCUUUACCACUGUCUCCUCCUUUAUUUCACUGGGUGCGGGCUAAUGCCCACAGAUUUGCUAGUCAAGAACCUGAUUGUAGCCAACUCCUUGGUCCUGUUCUCUAGGGAAAUCCCUGAUGCAAUGUCAUCUUUUGGGUGGUAUCAGAUCUUCAGUGAUUUUGGAUGCCGUUAUUUUUCCUAUGUUCGUGGAGUGGGCAGAGGUGUGUCCAUCAGCACCACCUGCCUUUUGAGUGUCUUCCAGGCCAUCAUGAUCAGCCCCAGGAACUCCAGGUGGGCAGGGCUUAAAGUGAAACCUCUCAAGUGCAUUGCCCCUUCAAUUUUCCUGUGCUGGAUAAAUGUCAUGCUGAUAAAUGUCAUGUAUCCUAUAUUUCUGACUAGCAAUUGGAGCAACAAAAACAUCACAAACAGAAAAAGUUUUGGAUACUGUUCUGCUGUUCGUCAUGACAAAACCAGAGACUCAUUAUAUGCAGCAUUGCUAUCAAUCCCUGAUGUUUUCUGUUUGGUGCUCAUACUCUGGGCCAGUGUCUCUGUGGUUUUCAUCCUGUACAGGUACAAGCAGAGGGUUCAACACAUCCAUAGGACCAGUGUGCCCUCCAGAUCCUCCCCUGAGUCCAGAGCUACCAAAACCAUCCUUCUCCUGGCGAGCACUUUUGUCUGUUUUUACACACUUUCCUCCAUCGUUCACGUGUGUAUGGCUCUUUUUAACAAUCCUGACUUGUUUAUCUUCAACGUCAGUACAAUAAUCACUAUGUGUUUCCCAACUGUCAGCCCCUUUCUGCUCAUGAGCCGUGACUCCAAUGUAUCUGGACCCUGCUUUGUCUGGAUAAGGAACACAAAAUCCCCUAAUCUUAUGAGAAAAAUGUGA